Messenger RNA from Cokeromyces recurvatus, 1609 nucleotides. RefSeq names its product homeobox domain-containing protein. NCBI's taxonomy places the organism in Eukaryota, Fungi, Mucoromycota, Mucoromycetes, Mucorales, Mucoraceae. Gene Ontology annotation, biological process: regulation of transcription by RNA polymerase II; cell differentiation. The transcript has 2 exons. Gene Ontology annotation, molecular function: RNA polymerase II cis-regulatory region sequence-specific DNA binding; DNA-binding transcription factor activity, RNA polymerase II-specific. The record is from RefSeq and is a predicted model, not a curated record. The coding region runs from base 223 to 1374 and encodes 383 amino acids.
UCUCUCUCUUUCUCUCCUACCUUUUCUUUAUAACCUAUUCACACACACACCCCCCCCCUUUUUUUUUUCUUACAAGCUAAAACGACUAUUAACUUUUCCACUCCUUUUAUUUCUAAGAACAAUAAAAUUACAUUCCUUUAAAUAUACACGUUUCGUUUCGUUUCUUUUUAUUUAUUUAUUUAUUUAUUUUUCCUUUCAUUUAUUUAUUUAUUUUAAAAUAAAAUGGCUACUAUCACAGUUCCAAAUACUCAACAACGUCAAUCUUCUGAGGAUUCAAAGAAAAGGACUCGUGUUACACCAUCUCAACUUACAAUCUUGGAAGAAACAUUUACUAUUAGCUCUACACCGGAUUCAAAGAUGAGAAAACAAUUAUCUUAUAGAUUGCAAAUGCCUGAAAGAUCUAUUCAAAUAUGGUUUCAAAAUAGAAGAGCUAAAGUUAAAAUGUUACAAAAAAGAGCUUUAUUACGUCAAGAACAAGAAGCUACAAGAGCAAGGUUGUGUGCUCAAGUCAAUUCACCUUAUGGUUAUCCAUAUUGGUAUUUACAACAACAACAUUGUAUACCACAAAAAUUACCUGCUCACAGAGCUUGGAGUACUGAUUUAGUUGUAGGUCCCACAAACCAGUUUAUACCUCCUCCUCCUCAUCCUCCUCCUCAUCCUCCUUUUUCUCAGUUACUUCAAUAUGAUUCUCCUUCUAAUCAUGAAGAUAUCUAUAGUUUAACUAUUUCACCUUCACCAACCCCACAAUCUUUUACUGCACCACGAAGAUUAGAAAGUGAACCUUUACAUAAUACAACAACUACAACAUUACCAAGUGGUGUAAUUACAGCUACUUCAGUCACUAUUGGAUCUUGGCACAGAAUGAAAAUUAGUCAACAAGAUUUGAUGUGUUAUUAUAAAUUAAAUGAAAGAUCCUUUUCUUGGCAUAUUCGAGAUAGUAAUUAUCAUUUCAAAAUGAUGAUGUCAUUUGAUAGUAUUACAUCUAUUGAACUUAAUGUACUUGAAGAUCAUAUUUCAGCUCAAAUUGAUAUUGACUUGAUUGAGCCUCCCAUCUUUUUUAUGGAAAAAGAGAAUGCAAAUUGGAUUCAAUGUAGUGAUUUUACUGAAGGUAUUCAAGCUUCCGUUGUUUUGCGUCAUACAAUUCGUGGUUUAGCUUCUGAUCUUCGACAAGAAUUACUUGGUAUAGCUAGUACAGAUGAAAGAUUAUGUCAACUUACACGUUUCCCAGCGGCAAUUGAUCUUUUAAUGACACCUUCAAUAGAUCAAGCUCUUUUAAUAAAUCAACAACAAAACUGGAGACAUCAAAGUGUACCCAUUUCCUCAUCUUCUCCUAUUACUAAAGAUUGUUGGAUUCCACCUUCAUAUCCCAAUUAGAUUUUUUUUUUUUUUUUAAUUCUAAUUUAUUUUUUUUUUAAUACUAUUUAUUUUUAAUACAAGAACAAAGAAAAUAUAUUUAAGUUGCAUAUUAUUAUUAUUAUGAAACAAAAGAAGAAGGAAAUUUUUUACUUCUUUUUUACAAUCGGUAUUUCCACAUUUAGUAUUGACAUGAUUUAACAAAAGUGAAUAUUUAUUUUAUUGUAUAACGUCUUUUUUCCCUUUUCCUUUUCCU